This is a messenger RNA of Coprinopsis cinerea okayama7#130, 6819 nucleotides long. Its product is annotated as histone acetyltransferase mst2. Bases 1 to 6819 code for a protein of 2272 amino acids. Gene Ontology annotation, molecular function: histone acetyltransferase activity. The transcript is spliced from 17 exons. NCBI's taxonomy places the organism in Eukaryota, Fungi, Basidiomycota, Agaricomycetes, Agaricales, Psathyrellaceae. Gene Ontology annotation, biological process: regulation of DNA-templated transcription. The record is from RefSeq and is a predicted model, not a curated record.
AUGGCUAGCUACAUCAAGGCGCUGGUCGAGCUCAACUCUGGAUUUCGAAAUCCUCAUCAUCCCGAUGUUCCGUUGCAUAUCGUCGACGUUGGCUCGGGUCAAGGAUAUCUUACUCGAACCCUUGCCAGUUUAUUUCCGGAUGCACGAGUAUUGGCGCUGGACGCGGACGAGGGACAGACUAUCGGAGCCGAGCUUAAGCUAGGCAAAGAAAACAAGCGCCAUCCUUCCGCCAAUACAAACCCUCGAAUAACACAUAAAACCGUUCUUAUCACCCCCGAAUCUCUGAUAAAGUCAGUGGACGACUGGGUUACCGGCACUCACCCCAAACGAGAUGCUGUCGCUCCCGUCCUCUUCGUGGCCCUACAUGCCUGUGGCUCUUUGACGCCCGAUAUCUUGCGGGCGUUUGUGUCUGCUACAUCGAGGAUUGGAUCGGACAACAUUUGGUAUCCAUGUUCCACUGUUGCAGUUGGAUGUUGCUAUAAUCUCAUGUAUCCAGGAGAUUACCCUCUCUCGAAGGUCCUUCGAUCACAUCAACCUCUUCAUCAGCCCCUUCCAGCCUCAGCCUAUCAUUUAGCCGCCCAAAUUCCAGAGGCCUGGCUGGUCCCCAAUCCCGCUGCCCCGAUUUCAGGAUGGAAGAUGCAACCAUCCAUGGAAUUAGCCACAAGAAAAAUCGUUUGGCGAGCUUUGCUAGGCUACGCACUCCGCACUCCUUUUGCGAAGAUUUCGACCGACGAGGCUGAGCCAGCGACGGCGACAGAAAGGGUACAAGCCAAAUGCAAAAAAUCCGCAGAGGUUCCUGUGAAAUGGUGGUUGUACAACGAGCCCAUGCCUAAUGCGUCACACGCGUCGCGUCAAGUGUUAUCAGAAGCGAAUGGUUCAUUCAAACGACUUCCAUCCGUAGUCCAUGCGGACCCACAAAUUCAGCAACAACAGACCGUAGGUGUCGGACAGACGGCAACCGCCAUGCGCCUUGGAAAGUUGCCGGACUCUGCGUACAGACAAGGUUGGCAUCACUUUCUCGACGUCGCCGGGAAGAAGCUAGGUGUAAAGUGGAACUUGGGGGAUGGAGAGGCAACGUCAACAUUGUUUGACACACUCCGCUCUCCAGAGCUAGAGCAAAAAAUAGAGACGCUCCAUUUUUUGCGUUGUUUGCUCGGUCCUGUGGUCGAAAGUUCUAUCUUGUUGGAUAGGUUGGUCUGGCUGCAGGAACAGUUAUGUGUUGGAGACAGGAGAACGCUGGGUCAUACGAGUCUGGGAGUGGGAGGAACGUGGGGAUUUGUAUGGCGCCAAUACUUCCGCACGAUCUCUAACGGUUACUUUAUCUCUCGAAUACUCGGCUCGGUGGCAACGAUGCGUCCCUGUAAAGUCCUGGUUCGCGUCGCGACUCGCGAACUAAUCAGGACCGCAAACAAGGGCAAAUACCACUGGUCACUGUUCGCAACGGCGACGAGAGCCGUUUGCCUAUAUCUCUGUGUCAGGGUCAUUAAGAGGGCGCUAGUACGGUGUCCUGGACGCCCAAUGCGCGGUCUUGCCUUUCCUGUUGACGCCGCCUCCAAUCGUGAAACUUCCCAUGAAUAUGGUACACCCAUGAGUGCCGGCGACGACAUACCAAUCGACCCUGCGCUGACAGGAGAAGCGACGGCAAUCGACCCAGUACUGGUGGCUGAGGAGCAGAGUAUGCGGGAGGCCUCGUUUCAGCCACAAAACGUCCCUCAAGAGCCACUCUAUCCACCGCCAGUCCAGGUCCACACCCCAAUGGCACAAGACGACGAAGAGCGACAAUACUCACAAGCACCGCAAGGAGAUCCGUUUGCACCUCAGAUGAUUGUCCCCUACAUCCACAUAGAACCCGAACCUGCUUCCCCACCACCCGUAAAGACCAAGCGAAAGCGCAAGGUGAAAAGAGAAGAAGAGUGUGGAUUUUGCAAUGGAAACGAUCAGUUCAACGUCCGGACGGAGCAGCCAGAACAGAUGACCCACUGUAUCGAGUGUGGCCGGAGUGGACAUCCCACCUGUAUGCAGCUAGCACAUAUUGGAGACGUCAUUCGGUCCUACCCCUGGCGUUGUAUUGAAUGCAAGAUCUGCGAAGUCUGCAGCAGGAAGGGCGACGACGUACGUUUUGUGCAGCUCGACCUCCUUGGACAAACUACUGACAACCCUCUUCUUUUUCAGGAGAAGAUGAUGUUCUGUGACAGUUGUGAUCGAGGCUGGCAUAUGUAUUGCUUGAAUCCACCCAUGGAUGAGACGCCUCCCGGCAAAUGGUCCUGCCCGCAAUGCUCACCCUUGUUCCCGGAACAGGGUAUCCCGAUGUUCGUAGAUGGUGUUCUACCAGGCCCUUAUCAUAUCCCGUCCCCUCACAUCCCCGCACUACCCAUCCCAAUACCCCGCGAAGCAUCUGUGGCCUCCACGUCUCAAUCAGCCCGUCAAGAGGCCCCGGAAGUUCCUGUUGAAGUCGCCAAACCUAGAAGGGGCCGGCCACCAACCGGUAGGCGUAGGGGUCGACCGAGGAAGCAUCCAUUACCAGAGCCACCAGCAACACCCAAGGCACAAGAGCCCGCACCUGAAAUGGAGGUGGAUGAAGAAGAACCUAUAGCAGUCCCCAAACCCACAAGGGCUGGAAAGGCCACAGGGAAACGUGGUCGGGGUGCCGCACCACCUCCCCCGGUGGAAUCUUCAGAGGAGGAACCAGAACCACAAUCAUCGCCUGUACGUCGAGAUCGAAGGAAGAGACCGAGGGACCCCUCUCCUGCACCUUCUUUACCGCGGGUUCGUUUACGGCUACCCACUCAGAACCACUCGCCGAGCAAAGGUAAGGGGAAAGAGCGGGAAGAAGAAGACGACGACGAAGACUCCGUUUAUGGAAUGUUCGAUGAUAUCCUCUCCCCUGAAGAUCGGGAUACCUCGAAAACAAUGAUCUCCAGGCAUGAUAAGAUACUCUUUGAACGGUCUCGGAGCAUUGCAGAGGAGAAGCUUCAUCCACAAACUGCACCUCCUGCUUCAGCAGAACCGGAACAGCAUGACUUCUUUGGCGCAGGGCCCUCCCGACCUCUACGAUCUGCAGCUCUACACCACCUAACGACAGCUUUACCUUCCGCAUCAACACCUACAGCCGUCUCUACUUCUCCCGUCCCGUCUACUCCUGGAGGACCUCUCCCACCACAGCUUUCCGCCAAUCCCCACAUGCUACGAAUCAGAACCAUCCGGUUUGGCGAAUGGGACAUCAAGACUUGGUACGACGCACCAUUCCCGGAAGAGUAUGCUACGAUUCCGGAUGGUCGUCUCUGGAUAUGCGAAUUCUGCUUGAAGUACAUGAAGAGUCGAUUUGGUGCAGUUCGUCACCGGGUGAAAUGCAAGGCUCGGAAUCCUCCAGGGGACGAAAUCUACCGCGAUGGGCCAAUAUCCAUAUUCGAAGUUGAUGGCCGAAGGAACAAGAUCUACUGUCAGAACUUAUGCUUGCUAUCCAAGAUGUUUCUUGACCACAAAUCGCUGUUUUACGACGUCGAGCCGUUCCUAUUCUACGUUGUAACAGAAGUGGACGAUAUUGGCGCCCGCUUCGUCGGAUACUUCAGCAAGGAGAAGAGGAGUCCGAAGGAUUACAACCUUAGCUGUAUAAUGACGUUACCGGUUCGACAGCGGCAAGGAUGGGGAAACUUAUUAAUUGACUUCAGUUAUCUACUGUCCAAGAAGGAAGGAAGGUUGGGUUCCCCGGAGAAGCCGCUUUCUGCGCUUGGGCAGAUUGGGUACCGAAGGUAUUGGACGCUGGCUGUGAUGCGGUACCUUGAGCAUGCUCCAGAUCAGAUCCGGCUCGAAGAUAUCGCCAAGGCCACGUCCAUGACGUUGGAAGAUAUCUGCCAGACGCUGAUAGAGCAGAACAUGAUUUUCAUCCGCGAGCCCACCCCACCGAUCAUCAGACCUUCACCUGGCCAGGCUAUCAAACUACCUAAAGGUCGGAAGAGCGGAGUCGGUCGACGACAGCUUCAGCGUAUGCAAACCCAAGACCGGUACGGGGACAACGGCGGUCCAUUUGUUCCUCCCAAACACUACGAGAUUCAUUUCGACCGGGAGAGGGUCGCGGCGUUCAUGAGGGCCUAUGAAGCCAAGGGUCAGCUCAAGUUGAAGCCAGAGAAACUUCAGUGGACGCCGUACCUACUCUCCAGGAAGAACAAGGAACCACCACAGGGCUUGGUCACCGAAACCCCCGCGAUGGCAACUUCGCUUAACGGCCUCUCGCCUACAACUCCAAGGAGGAAGAAGAUCACAGUCUCUUCUCCGAACAAAGAGGAGGAGGACGGAGAGGAGAAACCAGAAAGGCCUCAGCUGAACCUCUUCGGCAGUCCGCCUCCAGACGAAGCUGAGGAGGAGGAGGAGUUACCCAAGCCCAAGGUGGAGGUCAAGGCGAGACGACGGGCUUCGAAGAAAACACCAGCCAAGCCCAAGGAACGCGAUCGAAGCCCUGCACCAGAACUCGUCAUCUCCCCCACUUCAUCGCGUCGGUUACGGAACCGGACGAAUGGUGCUUCCCCCGAAACUGCCACGGUGAAGACUCCCCACAUAUCAGAUGCACUGCGGCGGGGGAGACCACGCGGUACUGGACGGCCUAAAGAUGUUGAGGUUUCCCUGCCGGUACACAAGGAAGACUACUCUCCAAGCGUACGAAAUCUACGUUCAUCUCGGAGCAAGAACAAUAUGGCUGGUGGGUUUGAUGAGAAGGUAACCCCCCUUCCUUCGCGGAAGCGGAGAAGGGUUGAAUCUCCAUCAGACGAGGAGGAAGCGGAGGUCACUCAGGCACUGGGAAACACGACGCCAUCUUCAUCUGGAACAGCGACGAAGGUGGAAAUGGCUGAUGAUCAGGCCCCGUCGAUAAAUGGGACAUGCAUCAAUGGUCGACAUGAAGAACCCUCCAAGGGAGCACCUUCUGAAGCACAAUCAGGGGACGUGGAGGGAGACGAUUGUGAUAAGGUUCAACCCUCAUCAGCAGAGGCGGACAACCCUCCGGACUCAGUCGAGGCAAUUGAUGGGCCUGUGACUUUUGGGAUGGAUGAAGACGGUGUUAAAUCAGACAAUCCCCCUUCACCACCGCCAGCAGUCGAAGAUGGACGAGGUUACAUCAACGGGAUUGAGAAACUGGAAGCACGGCCGUUGCAUGCGGAAUCCGACUUGCGGUCCACGCUCGACGUGGGGCUCGCUGAGGAGGAAUACGGGGACGAAGACGCCGAUGGCGAGUACGAAGAGGAGGGCGACGAGGAAUACCAAAGCUAUGCUUGGCGUGAUUCAACGAUGCAGUACGGGCAUAUGACGAUGCAGGACCGUAGGGACGCCAAUAUUGACAGCAACGGCUCGACUCACCAGAGUCUUGGUCAAGCCUUGGGCAGCCAUGCUCAUCUCGCGCCCCCGUCCUACCCAAGACCACAUCCUGACCCGUACAGGCAUCCAUCCACCUCCCCGCCCACCCACAAUCAGCCUAAUUCUGCCCAGGCUCAUGGAGGCCCUCCCUCCGCCGUUCAUUCCAUGACCUUCGUCACAAAUCCUGCCAAUGGACAGACAUCCCCCGCAAUGAAGCGAAAACAGAUGGACAACCAGAUGAACACAGUCCAGAUCUCAAAGAGGAGGCGGGACGACGACGACAACUUUGACAUAGAUGGCGCAGGCCAGGGAGCAAAGCACUGGACGGACGAGGAGAAGACGCGCCUCUUUCGCUGGCUCAUGGGGCCCAACAACGACGACCAUUGGAAUGCCUUGAGGGCUACCAAGAACUCGUGUUUACGCGAGUGUGCUCUCGAGGUUUUUGAAGGAAAGAAGACUUAUCAGGCACUCAAAGGCUGCUAUGAACGCAACUUCAACGUAUUCAAACAAAUCUACGCCGUGGAGGCGUUCCAUGGACACCCUGGCCCCUACCAAACACCCAACGAGUCAGACCGCACACGUGAAUAUGAAAGGCGGCUACAACUUGCACGCAAGGCUAGUACCGAUGUCGGGAACGUGACUGCUCGUAUCAUUGAGCAUUGGUUUGCUCGUGGAUGGUACGAGCUUUUCUUUCGUCGCUGGAACGGCGACCCAGCGACAACAAAGCCAGCAUCAUUACGUGGCUCCACCGUAGCCCCUACGCAAAAUCCACCAGACGAUCCAGAGGAGGAGGAUCCGCCGCCACCGCCCCCUGCCCAGUCAACCACGGCCACUAUCGAUUUUUCAGCGGAACCCCACCCCACAUUGUUGCCAAAUGGGCUACCCAAUGGCCUAGCACAUGAUCGUCAACAGACCCACUCGCAUCCGGGUCAAGUCAACUUCCUUAACCCCCAUGCUAUGAGCAACCCCAGCAACAGAGAAGUUCAUCAGCAGCAGCAACACCUCGCCCAUCCUCCGCCGCCACCACAGCCGCCACAACCUCUGAUGUCAGUAGGCGCUUCCCCGUCCUUGGUCCCAGGCCCUGCCCAAACGCCAACCAUGCCUCCACCACCGCCUCAUGCACACCCUUCCCAUCCACACCAUCCCCAACCACAACCACCUACAAAUGGCAAUCAGGGGGAUACAUCGGCAAUGUCCAUACCGCUGACCCCGAACAUGGUCAACACGCUCAUGCAGUACAUCCAAGUACAGACCCAAGCGAGCAGGCUUAAGAUGGAAUACCUGCGGAGGAGGGAAGAGCGGGAAGAGAAGGAGCAUAAAGCAAGGUAUGAAGCCGAGCAACUACGGUUAGAACGGGAGAGGUUUGAACUGGAAAAACUCAAAACAACGGGGAUGAGCAGGCUCCGAACCGAGAAAGUCUUCGUAAGUUUAUUAUCUCUUCCUUACUCUAGGCACUCGCUGACCUGUCAUUCGUAG